Messenger RNA from Mesocricetus auratus (golden hamster), 1387 nucleotides. It is a transcript of the gene Bod1, whose product is annotated as biorientation of chromosomes in cell division 1. Lineage: Eukaryota; Metazoa; Chordata; Mammalia; Rodentia; Cricetidae. The record is from RefSeq and is a predicted model, not a curated record. The transcript is spliced from 4 exons. Bases 16 to 735 code for a protein of 239 amino acids.
ACCAACUGUCCCACAAUGCAAAGGCCACCGGUGACGCUAUCAGACGGGCGCCAGCAGCGCUGCGAGCGGGGACCGCCUUGGACCCCGCCGCCUCCCACCCUGUCGCCUCCGUCGCCGCCGCCUCCGUGGGGCCCUCCGUGUCUGCGCAGCGCGGCCCGCGGCUCCCGGAGGAGCAGCCGAGCGCGGGGCCCGGCGCAGGCGCGGGGCGCUGCCAUGGCGGAUGGUGCGGGAGCUGGCGCGGCGGGCCAGGCCUCGGGGCCGGCGGCGGGCUCGAGUGGGGCAGGGGGCCCGGUCAACCCCGCUUCGCUGCCUCCCGGAGACCCGCAGCUCAUCGCUCUCAUAGUGGAGCAGCUCAAAAGCCGUGGCCUGUUCGAUAGCUUCCGCCGGGACUGUCUGGCCGACGUGGACACCAAGCCAGCUUACCAGAACCUGAGGCAAAAAGUGGAUAAUUUUGUGUCAACGCAUCUGGACAAACAAGAAUGGAGUCCUGCAAUGAACAAGAACCAGUUGCGAAAUGGGCUGAGGCAGAGCGUGGUCCAGUCAGGCAUGUUGGAAGCAGGAGUGGACAGGAUCAUUUCCCAGGUGGUGGACCCCAAACUAAAUCACAUCUUCAGGCCACAGAUAGAGCGAGCAAUCCACGAGUUCCUGGCAGCCCAGAAAAAAGAAGCUAUGCCAGCUCCCCCUCCAGAACCUGAAAGUCAGGACCCUCCAGUGCCGUCCCAAGACGCUUCCUAAGAAUAUGUCUGAUACCUUUGGAAAACUCCAUUUAAUGAAGAAAUGGAAUAGAUUCCUGUUGCAUACAAAUAUAACUUGAGUCGACCAUGUCACUACUUAUGUCAAGAUUUUGGCCUUGACUGGGGUGGUGUCCAUAUUGGAUGGAGCUCAUGUGUUGUGCAGCCUUUGACCAGCCUGUCCAAGGGACCGACCACAGUAGACACUACAGAGGUUUAAGCACUACAUGACUGUAUCCUGAACAAACCUCUCUACUUGAACACGGACCCUGCAUGUGGAUGUUAGCACUUGUGCUCUGCGGUGAGCAGAAGCCAGGCCGCAGCUAACAGGUCAGGGCAGCAAAGGGCAAUGGGAGCAGCUGGUAUUGUUGCUAGAGUUACAGGCUGGAAUGUGCAGCAGUUAGCCUCAGUAGCCCUAAGGUUGUUGUGACCUUCCUGUGCUUGGAGAGUUUAGUGGUUUCCUUUCUCUUGUCAGCUUGGAGCCCUGGCGUGAGUGAGGAAGCUGAGACUUGGGGACAAGGAAAGCCCCACUGUCUCUGUCCUGGUGUCUCACUGGCUGUAGGGGCGAGCGAUUCACCCUGGGUGUGGUGCUCGGUUCUCACGUUUGUGUUUUUAGAAGAACAACCGUUAAUAAAUAGCAGAUGUUUUACAAUAAA